AGAAUCGACAUUGGCGUGGAAACAGCGCAUUUGAGGUUUGAUUACCUAGAAAAUCUUUCUCGCAUUACUUUGAAGACCGUUUCUUUCUAAUGAGUGGAGUGAGCAGCAAGUUUGAAACAGAGUACAGACGCCCAAGUCCGACAGAGUCGUACAGACCUCGCCGGCAGGAGCAGUCACCGUCGACCUAUUCUCUCGACCGAGACACAGGCCGACGAACGAGGGAAAGCGACUCUCGCAGAGAUGAUGAAGAUGAUCGAAAAGACCAGUGGGGUGGAAACCCUUCAAGUGAGAGGUCUCAAACCAAGGGACCUGAAGAUGAAUACGUACCUGAGGCUGAUGGAGUUAUUGAGAGCAACUAUGAUUCCAUUUGUGAUUCCUUUGAUGACAUGAAUUUGCGAGAGACCCUUCUGAGAGGGAUCUACGCUUAUGGAUUUGAGAAACCUUCUGCUAUUCAGCAACGUGCUAUCAUUCCCUGCAUUGGAGGCCGCGAUGUGAUUGCACAGGCCCAGUCAGGAACAGGUAAAACUGCAACCUUCUCCAUUGCCAUUCUCGAAAGACUUGAUCUCAGAGUCAACAAAUGCCAAGCUCUUGUCCUUGCACCCACUCGCGAGCUGGCUCAGCAGAUUCAGAAGGUGGUUUUGGCGCUCGGGGACUACAUGAAUGCCCAAUGCCAUGCAUGUAUUGGAGGCACUGUGGUGCGUGAGGACAUGCGCAAGCUUGAAGCUGGCGUUCAUGUUGUGGUGGGGACCCCUGGUCGCGUUUUUGACAUGAUCAACCGUCGCGCCCUAGACCCAACCCACAUUAAGAUGUUUGUGCUGGAUGAAGCAGAUGAGAUGCUGUCACGUGGUUUCAAAGACCAGAUCUAUGAUGUGUUUCGUCAUAUGCCAUCUGAGAUUCAGGUGAUUUUGCUCUCGGCUACAAUGCCUGCUGAUGUGUUGGAGGUGACCCACCGUUUCAUGCGCAACCCUGUUCGUAUCUUGGUGAAGAAAGAGGAACUGACACUGGAGGGAAUUCGUCAGUUCUAUGUGCAAGUAGAACGCGAGGACUGGAAACUUGACACACUGUGUGAUCUGUAUGAGACUCUCACCAUUACUCAGGCUGUCAUUUUCUGCAACACUCGCAGGAAAGUCGAUUGGCUUACAGAAAAAAUGCAUGCCCGUGACUUCACUGUCUCAGCCAUGCAUGGUGACAUGGACCAAAAGGAGCGAGAUGUAAUUAUGCGUGAGUUCCGAUCAGGCUCCUCUCGUGUGCUCAUCACUACAGACCUGUUGGCUCGUGGCAUUGAUGUGCAGCAGGUCUCUCUGGUUAUCAACUAUGAUUUGCCAGCUAACCGAGAAAACUACAUUCACAGAAUCGGACGUGGUGGUCGUUUUGGUCGCAAAGGUGUUGCAAUAAACUUUGUCACCCAAGAUGAUGUCCGCACCCUCAGUGACAUUGAGCAGUUCUACAACACCACUAUUGAAGAAAUGCCCAUGAAUGUGGCAGAUCUACUGUAAAGCAGCCUUCGUUUAAAUUUUUUUGCCAGUGGCAGGCACAUUUGCCAUAUCCAUAUUUCCAGCAAACUGUCCACAGAAUACACAUUUCAAAAUGACAGGCUUUCUCCCUCUUAUUUCAGUGGUGAAAUUCCUAACCGGUUAUUUUCACCAGUCAGAUAAUGUCUUAGAUUUUUCCCUGUGCAUUUUCUUCUGGUCAGAAUCAUGAACAUGCUCCUUAUCAUGAUGGUGUAAUUUAUUCUCUGCCAAAGACACAAAUUGUCUUGAAUGUACUGGUUUGGGCAGGGAAGUGGGUUGGGUUUGUGGUGGUUGAUAGUCUGUCUGUGCUUUGGAAGAAACAGCCAUCUGUACAAGCCUGCUGCAAACAGUGCUGCUGGAUUUAAUGAAGGACAUAAAAAAAUUUGUAGGAAGUCUGAACAAGCUGUGCCCCAUACCUUUGAUGUCUUCAAGUAAUGGCUGGCUACUGCACUGCAGAAUUUUCAAGCCACUAUGAGGUAUAUUGAAGAAAAGGGUUUUAUUGAAAUGUUCACAAGAAAAUUUUGAAAAACUUAUGACAAAAAAAUCCCUAAAAAUAAAUUUUGAAAAAAAAAUAGAGAAGAACAUGUGUUGGAUGUUUGUAUAUGGACUGGUCUGUAUAAGCGUAAGAAUUAACAAUUUAACUAAACAGUUGAAAAUAUUAUCAGUAGGUUCUGUUUGCACUAAAGCAUUGCAGUGGCACAAGUCUGCAAUCGUGACUAAAACUGAUGAAAGGUCCUUGGCACACAUCAUUCGUGCAUACCUGUUAUUAGGAAGAGGGGGUUAGUGUUAAAUGUGAUAGAUACUUGUGCUCGGCAUGGAUUUGCUGACAAGACUCCUGUGUUUUAAAUUGCAUGAAAUUAAUGAAGCUGAACUCCGCUGAGGGCUUUAUUGUGCACAUAGUAAAUUUGACCCUGUACUUUAUGGAGACGUGUACAUAAAGUACGCGAUAUUAAAUUGAAAUAAAAUGUACAUAACAUAUAGUGCCCUGGCA
Molecule: messenger RNA, 2502 nt
Organism: Pomacea canaliculata
Lineage: Eukaryota; Metazoa; Mollusca; Gastropoda; Architaenioglossa; Ampullariidae
Product: eukaryotic initiation factor 4A-I-like
Exons: 10
Coding region: 90-1496 (468 amino acids)
Biological process (GO): cytoplasmic translational initiation
Cellular component (GO): cytoplasmic stress granule
Molecular function (GO): RNA helicase activity; translation initiation factor activity; ATP binding
Source: RefSeq, a predicted model, not a curated record